This is a messenger RNA of Caenorhabditis remanei, 366 nucleotides long. RefSeq lists its product as uncharacterized. The transcript is spliced from 2 exons. Gene Ontology annotation, biological process: regulation of transcription by RNA polymerase II; DNA-templated transcription. Bases 1 to 366 code for a protein of 121 amino acids. NCBI's taxonomy places the organism in Eukaryota, Metazoa, Nematoda, Chromadorea, Rhabditida, Rhabditidae. Gene Ontology annotation, molecular function: DNA-binding transcription factor activity, RNA polymerase II-specific; RNA polymerase II cis-regulatory region sequence-specific DNA binding. The record is from RefSeq and is a predicted model, not a curated record.
AUGAACUCCGACGUCUACAAUGAGCAAUAUCCAUCUGUUCCAAAUGUUUCGCCGCCAGAAUUUCAGUUUCAAAAAAGUAAUAAUCAACAAUCCCCAUCUCAACCCAAACCACGCCGCUCCUGUAAACGUCAAUCCUCUUCCGUUUCUACCGAUUCCUCCAAUGACUACCGUUCGAUGCGUGACAAGAACAACAUCGCCUCCCAGCGAUCCCGUCAAAAGCGUCAAGCGAAAAUCCGUGAGACACGAGAGGAGAAACGACGUCUCGAGACUCAAAAAGUGGAACUCGAAGCUCAAAUUGUGGCGUUGGAGACGCAGGUUGAAGACUACAAGCGGAUGGUGAUGAUGUUUGCGAAAAAUAAAAAAUGA